This is a messenger RNA of Podarcis raffonei (Aeolian wall lizard), 2282 nucleotides long. RefSeq names its product 5-hydroxytryptamine receptor 5A (gene HTR5A). The record is from RefSeq and is a predicted model, not a curated record. The coding region runs from base 1054 to 2130 and encodes 358 amino acids. Gene Ontology annotation, molecular function: G protein-coupled serotonin receptor activity. The transcript is spliced from 3 exons. Gene Ontology annotation, cellular component: plasma membrane. Gene Ontology annotation, biological process: adenylate cyclase-activating adrenergic receptor signaling pathway. NCBI's taxonomy places the organism in Eukaryota, Metazoa, Chordata, Lepidosauria, Squamata, Lacertidae.
AUUGCCAUCGCGUGGAUCGGGCGCGGUUUCCCAAAUAAAGCGUUGCGAGGGGGGAAGGGCGCAGAGAGAGACCCGCGUUGCAGCGCUAGCCUGCGUGUGGACACAAAAACACACGGUAGGGAGGUCCCACCGAAUUCAACGUGGCUUUCAGGCUCGCACGAUCCUGUCUUCCUUCCUGGAAGCGAGCCCCGUUGAAUCCAGCGGGGUCUUCCUUCCUGGAAACGCUGCCUUAAAAAAAAGAAAGUCUCGUUGCGCCUCUCCGACUUCAGGCUGCUGUCUGGCAGCAAGUGCCAUCGAAUUCCUCGGGGCUUGCUGAGUGAACAGCGGCAUCCUAAACACCCUCGAGGGGGCUUCCUCCCGAGGAAGCGUGUUUAGGACUGCACGGUACGGCUGCAGCCCCGUGGAGCAGAACAAGGGCGCACAACAGCGUUCAGCUUUAGCGGAUUUAUUGGGGCAGUGGCAAGAUACCUUCAUCCGAUGGAAGGUACCCAGUUCGAUGAGAGCGAGGGACUCUCAAUCGACGAUGCAGCAAACUCUGACACAGAAUUUGGAAUCUCUCACAAAUAUUUCCUUAGUGUGUAUCCCGGGCCUUCACCUGCUGGAUCGAUGCUUCACAAACCAGGAGUGUGACCGAGCUCUGGAGCCUGAAAUACUAUUGCUAUUAUCAUUACUUAUUAAAAGCAUAUCACCACCCACCAGUCGAUAUUCUCUGGGAGGUUUGCAAACCAGGCAGUAUUAAAGCUAUGACAAAUACCACUUAAAAAUUGACAACAAGGAAUGCAAGACAGCAGCCAAAAUGGAAAUCCUGCCCUUCCUGACAAUGAAGAUUUCAUAAACGGAUCCCAGCUCAGGUGACAAGCCAGGAUAAGUCACAACAGCCUAACUGAUAAACUGUGGAUUGAAUAAAAAACCCGACACCCCCCCCCCCAUGAACAAUGGUUUUUCCUUAACUAUAUAACCUGGGGGAUAACAAGGAGCACCACCUUUUACAACCAGAAGAAGCAUUUCACUCCACCUUGCCUUCUGAAACUUUGUACUGCUCAUCCUUGCACAAUGGAUUGGUGCCCCAACUUCACCUGCUUCUCAGUCACUACUUCAGCAGAAUCCAACCGGACGGGCUCCAGCUCCCUCCUGGACCACCCUGGCGCCCGUGGACCCUUGUCUAUCUUUAGCGUCCUCGUCUUGACUCUGUUAGCCAUGUUGGUGAUUGCCACUUUCCUCUGGAACGUGCUGGUCCUUGCGACCAUACUGCGUGUCCGCACUUUCCACAGGGUUCCUCACAACCUGGUGGCCUCCAUGGCCAUCUCGGAUGUGAUGGUGGCCGCCUUGGUGAUGCCUCUCAGCCUGGUCCACGAACUGUCCGGGCGGCGCUGGAGGCUGGGGCGGAUCCUGUGCCAGGUGUGGAUCUCCUGCGAUGUGCUGUGCUGCACGGCCAGCAUCUGGAACGUCACGGCCAUCGCUCUGGACCGCUACUGGUCCAUCACUCGCCACCUAGAGUACACCCUGAGGACCCGCCGGCGCAUCUCCAACAUUAUGAUUGCUCUGACGUGGGUCCUCUCGGCCAUCAUCUCCCUGGCUCCGGUGAUCUUUGGCUGGGGGGAGACUUAUUCGGAGGGCAACGAGGAAUGCCAAGUCAGCCAGGAGCCUUCUUACACCAUCUUCUCUACCUUUGGGGCUUUUUACCUGCCCCUCUGUGUGGUGCUCUUUGUCUACUGGAAAAUCUACAAGGCAGCCAAGUUUCGCAUUGGAUCCCGGAAGAGCAACUCCAUCACUCCUAUCACACCUGAAACCCUGGAGGUGAAGGAAGCCUCCCAGCAGCCGCAGAUGGUGUUCACCGCCCAGCACGCCACAGUCACCUUCCAGACGGACGGAGACACGUGGAGGGAGCAGAAAGAGAAGAGAGCUGCCCUUAUGGUGGGUAUCCUCAUCGGGGUGUUUGUGCUGUGCUGGAUCCCCUUUUUCAUCACAGAACUCAUCAACCCCCUCUGUUCCUGUGACAUACCCCCGCUCUGGAAAAGCAUUUUCCUUUGGCUCGGCUAUUCCAAUUCUUUCUUCAACCCUCUGAUCUAUACGGCCUUCAACAAGAACUACAACAACGCUUUCCGGAACCUCUUCUCCAGGCAGCAGUAAGCGAGGAGGGCAAAGGAGGAAGGAAGGCCUUUCUAAAAACUUUCCCCUUCCCUAAAUUACUUAAAGAGACAUGGCGGGGGGGGGCGCUCCUUAAAGGCACGUGAGGCCUUUCCAGAUUAUCAGUUUAUAUCACAAUAAAUGCUCAAUUGUCA